Messenger RNA from Lethenteron reissneri (Far Eastern brook lamprey), 3907 nucleotides. RefSeq names its product tyrosine-protein kinase SRK3-like. Gene Ontology annotation, molecular function: ATP binding; protein binding; transmembrane receptor protein tyrosine kinase activity. NCBI's taxonomy places the organism in Eukaryota, Metazoa, Chordata, Hyperoartia, Petromyzontiformes, Petromyzontidae. The record is from RefSeq and is a predicted model, not a curated record. Gene Ontology annotation, cellular component: plasma membrane; signaling receptor complex. Gene Ontology annotation, biological process: cell surface receptor protein tyrosine kinase signaling pathway; multicellular organism development; protein phosphorylation.
AUUCCUGAUUUAACAGCUGCGGGGUUCAUGAAUCAGUAACCCAGCGGCAGCAGCAGCGGCAGCAGGAGGUGAUUGCUGCAGUGGGGCCGUCGACGUGACUCCACAGUGGCAGCCUGACCCCAACUUCAACUGCGGGCGGUGAUGGCAGAAGCCAGCGGUUGCUGGGCCUCGUUCAGGGAACGAUGCUGCUACUGCCGCCGAGCGCACGACACUCGCGAAGUGGAUUCAGGGGGCGACCAGGUUGACCUUAGACAUCCCGAGCCGCAGCCGCUUCCGAGUGACGACAAGGUGGAUGAGGAGGUGGCGUUCGUUGCUCUGCACGACUACAAGGCGAGGGCCCAGGUGGACAUGAGCUUCAAGAAGGGCCAGAGAUUCCGCAUCAUCGAGAGGACAAACGCCGACUGGUGGCUGGCUCGCCCAGAGGAUGUGGACGAGGAGGCUACAAGAGGCUACAUCCCGGCCAACUACAUCGCCCCCGCGCUCAGCCUGGAGGCCAUGCCGUGGUACUUUGGGCUGAUGCAGCGGCAGGAGUGCGAGAGGCUUCUGAAGAAGGAGCCCAGGCAAGAGGGAAGGUUCCUGGUGCGCGCCAGCCCCUCGCGCCCCGACUCCUACUCGCUCUCCGUGUACGCGCAGAGCGAGGUGGUGCACUACCUCAUGACGAGGGGACCGGACAGGCGCGUGAGCAUCCAGGAUGGCCUGGCCUUCGCCUCCGUGCUGCAGCUGGUGGGGCACUACCUGGAGGCGCCCGACGGGAUGGUCUGUCCCCUCGGCCCGCCCUGCGAGAAGGAGUACGUGCCAACCAUCAGCAGCCUGAGCCCGGAGCUGUUCAACGAGUGGGAAGUGCCACGCGAGUCCAUCGAGCUGGGCGAGAAGCUGGGAGCGGGCCGGUUCAGCACCGUGUUCGAGGGCCGGUGGAACGGUCGCAUCAGAGUGGCCGUCAAGAUCUUCAAUGUGGAUUUGGGGCAGAUGGAGGGAUCCUGCAGCGACGAAGGCAACGGCCAGCGCGCAUCGUCGCAAUCCACGACCCCGAAGGAUUUCCUGAGCGAGGUGAAGAAGAUGACUCUUUUCAAGGACGAGAACGUCCUCAAGAUCUUCGCCAUCUGCCAGGACCGCUCCGCCUGCUGGAUCGUCACAGAGCUCAUUCCGAACGGCAGCCUCCAGCUGUACCUGGGCCGAUGCAGGCAGGAGCUGGGCCUGGCGGACAUGCUGUUCAUGGCGCACGGCGUCGCCUCGGGCAUGGAGUACCUGGAGAGCAACAAUUACAUCCACUGCGACUUGGCGGCCCGCAAUGUGCUCGUGGGGGACGCCGGAAUCUGCAAGGUUGCCGACUUUGGGCUCGCCCACUUCCUGAAGGGUGACUACUACCAGAUCGCGGACGGCAUGCACGUGCCCAUCCCAUGGACCGCCCCGGAAACCAUAGAGCAUGGCGUGUACACGCGCGAGUGCGACGUGUGGUCAUUCGGCGUGGUCCUCUACGAGAUAUUCACCUUCGGGGCGAUGCCAUACUCAGGGAUGACGAUGCAGAACGUCCAGUACUUCGUCUGUACAGGGGGCCGGCUGGAGAAGCCGGAAGGCUGCCCAGACGCCGUGUACCGGAUCAUUCUCAAGUGCUGGCACGCGGAGCACAGGAAGAGGCCGUCCUUUGCAGACCUCAAGCCAGAGCUGCACAGAGUCUCACUGGCUUACCAGCGUGAAAAGGGCGGCUUUUAAACGUCGCAGAAACUGGGGGACUUUAAAGAAAGCCCUUCGAGUCCGACCAGGAACUUGCACGUGGACUAUGUACUCACGAGUGGCCAGGUGGGUCGUCAUGGCCGUGCGGGAGGCAUUGAGCCGAUGCUGCUGGGAAUCGGGUUUUGGGAUCACGGUGUUUGUUCUCGGCCACCCGUGCGAUCGAAUCGGCUUCAGUCCACAUGUGGCUCGGAGGUCAGAGCGCCGGGCCGGGACGGCUCAGCUCCCGGGUUCUGAUCCUGGCAGCCAGCCACUUGCAUGCAGCUAAACUGGGUUCCCAAGUACAGUGAGUUGAUGGUCUCAGCUCUUUGACCAAAAACUUACGUAGAGACCCGUAGACUCACACUGAGUUGCGAUUAAACUAGGUCCUCAAGUAUAGUGAGUUGGUCUCAGCUCCAUCACUAAUGAUUGCACAACAACACCAUCAAACAUGAUUAAGUUUGGUUUUUCACUCACAUUUUGUCAAAAAUUAGUUCUGAGAUUUAAAAACAUCAGUUCGGCUGUCGAGCAAUGCUCGCAUGUGGCAGGGAGGGUGGGAAAUAAUAUUGUCGAAUAUUAAAACAAUAUAAUAACGUUGGCUUAUGUGCUAUGAAGAAGGGUGAUUGCCCGAAAGAUCAACGAUUAUACAUUCUUAUUAUGUAUAACAAGCUGUAAAAUGGGCUAAAUGGGGAUGUUCAUGGCAAUAUUGGGGCUCUUGGUAAGGAAGUGGAUCAAGCAGCAGGCACAGCCACAACCCCGGCACUCACGGCGGCAUUUGGAGGACGCCACUGCCGCCCCCUGCACUACAGGGGACACGUUCUUGUCGCGAGAGACUCUCCGGCUGCGGUGGCCGAUCGCGAUCCACGCGUGGACGACCACAAAAUAUCCCGUUGGGAUCUGGGGAGAAUGAGCGGGGACCGUGUGGGCGGCGCAGCGUCAUGAGCGGUCAUUGUUCUUGUUCUUAUUGUUGUGAGAUAUCGGGGACCGCACGGAAUGACCCCUUUCAGCAGAUGCGCUCCUCUCCUGCCCAUCGACAGGCAUGGCCACCAACUGCUGUGGGCCUGGCUGUGUAUGCGAGUGACUCGAUUUCACCUGCGAGUGGACAUGCAGGCACGCAGCAAUUCCACACAUGCUCCGGCCACGAGCAGACGUCCCACGGAUUGCCAACCAUUCGCAGUUGCGACUCUCUCUUAUCGGUUUCUCUACGGACUCGUUUGUAUUGUUUCAUGUAUUACCAUUUCAAUAGUACUGUUUUGCUUGUACUGUUCCAUGUAUAUUUAUUCGAUUCGCUCCCAUGCGGUUGGUUAAACUAGCACAAAUGUGGGUCUGUAAAUGCGGUGAUUUUUUCCUAUAAUUGUUUACUCCCGUUUGUAUUAUUUCUCGAUUUGGCUCAUUUGUAUAGUCAUUAAUACCCAAUAAGCCUACAUUUAAAUUAAUUGUAAAUAGUGUAUUCUAUUAGCUUCGAUUGUUUUACAUGUAUCAUGAAUCGGUGUCUUAUGUCAUGCGUACUCAUGGCACGGUAGGAUAUUAAACAACCUGUGAACGGAGUGAAGCUCCAUGGCAGACUUCAAGUGGCAGACUGCAAGCCACAGCCGGGAGGCCACGGUGGUGGUGGUGGUGGCUACGCUGCUGCACGAGGCAGCUGUGCCCAGCGUUGUGGAGGAGGCAGCAGCAGCAGCAGCAGCAGCGAGGGUUGGUGGAUCACCACACAGAUCCUGUGAAACUCCUGUCCUGUGGGCGUCGAGGUGCCAUACCCCCCAGGCACAGCAACAAUGGGGACUCCAGCUGAUCCGUCUGCGUGGAACGGAGCGUUUCCCCCUCGUGCGCUUGCUUUCCUGCCAUGGUUUGCACACUGGACGAUGCGGUUCAGGAUGUGUGGUCCAUGAGCUUAUCGGCGGGAGAUCUCAGCCAGGAGUCUCCUCUCACGAGGUGUUCGUGACUUCUUGUGGAAGUCCAUUGCUGCCAUCCGAGCACCAUCAGGGUUGAACUCACUUUGUCGAAGGUUGAGCGACCUCAAACGGUGGUGCGGAAGGUUCUUGAUGGCCUGGUGUAUGGGUAAACGGACGUGUUCCACCACAUCGCAGUGUAGGACCAAUGUGUAAUAACCACGGACACACAACUUCCCACUUCCUGAUAAUCUUGGUUAGUAUUACACCACUCGCAAAACAAUAAAACAACCGGCUGACUAUUUAAGUGAGAA